GGAAGAUAGCAGCAACAAUAUGGCGACAACCGCAGUUUCUCCUGAAUCUUUUCGACAUCUGCAGUUCAGCGACGCCUUUUUGGAUUUCUGUUAACACUGAAAAAAGCUGGGCUGUCCUGGAUGGCACUUCACUAAAGGAUUAGCUGCUGCAGGAUGAAAACAUGGCUGCUCCCCUUAUUGCACCGCCAGGACCUGACAGCUUCAAGAAGUUCACCCCGGAAUCGUUGGCCAACAUCGAGAAGCGCCUCGCCGAGGAGAAGAAGAAGCCGCAGAAACCCAAAUCGGACAGCAGUCACCGGGACGACGAUGAAGAGAACAAGCCCAAGCCCAACUCCGACCUGGAGGCGGGCCGCAGCCUGCCCUUCAUCUACGGGGACAUUCCCCCCGGCCUGGUGGCAGUGCCCCUGGAGGACAUGGACCCUUACUAUCUAAACCAGAAAACAUUUAUAGUGCUAAACAAAGGGAAGACGAUCUUCCGUUUUAGUGCCACGCCCUCCAUGUACAUCAUUAGCCCCUUUAAUCUAUUUAGACGAAUAGCUAUUAAAAUUUUGAUACAUUCUCUCUUCAGCAUGAUCAUAAUGUGUACAAUUUUGACCAACUGUGUAUUCAUGACUUUUAGCAAUCCUCCUGAAUGGACGAAACAAGUAGAGUACACCUUCACUGGUAUUUAUACCUUUGAAUCACUUACAAAAAUAAUUUCUCGAGGGUUCUGUAUAGACGGGUUUACGUUCCUAAGGGAUCCAUGGAACUGGCUCGAUUUCAUGGUGAUUUCUAUGGCAUAUGUCACAGAGUUUGUGGACCUGGGGAAUGUGUCUGCGCUGAGAACGUUCAGAGUUCUCCGGGCGUUGAAAACUAUCUCUGUCAUUCCAGGCUUAAAGACCAUUGUGGGUGCCCUCAUCCAGUCAGUGAAGAAGCUGUCAGAUGUAAUGAUCCUCACCGUCUUCUGCCUCAGUGUCUUUGCCCUGAUUGGCCUGCAGCUCUUCAUGGGCAAUUUGAGGCAAAAGUGUGUCAUCUGGCCCGUCAACUCCACCGAUAGCUAUCUGAGCAAUGGCAGCAAAGGGUUCGAGUGGGAUGAAUACAUCAUGAACGACACCAAUUUCUACUUUAUCCCUGGACAACUGGAUGCUCUCUUGUGUGGAAACAGCUCUGAUUCUGGUCGAUGUCCUGAGGGGUAUAUGUGCAUGAAGGCUGGGAGGAACCCCAACUAUGGUUACACCAGCUUCGACAGCUUUGGCUGGGCCUUCCUGGCACUCUUCAGGCUAAUGACUCAGGACUUCUGGGAGAACCUUUACCAGCUUACACUGAGGGCUGCCGGGAAGACCUACAUGAUCUUCUUUGUUCUGGUGAUCUUCGUGGGCUCCUUCUACCUGGUCAACCUGAUCCUGGCUGUGGUGGCCAUGGCCUACGAGGAGCAGAACCAAGCUACCAUGGAGGAGGCGGAGCAGAAAGAGGCUGAGUUUAAGGCCAUGCUGGAGCAGCUGAAGAAGCAACAGGAGGAUGCCCAGGCGGCUGCCAUGGCAACCUCAGCUGGCACAGUUUCGGAGGACCCGGUGGAGGAGGACGGCGGGGGCCGUCUGUCGCGCAGCUCCUCGGAGGUGUCCAAGUUCAGCUCCAAGAGCGCCAAGGAGCGGCGCAACCGCAAGAAGAAAUGGCGGCAGAAGGAGCAGCAGCACGGCGAGGAGAAGGGCGACAGCGAGAAGUUUGUCAAGUCCGAGUCGGACGACGGCAGCAAGAGGAGCCGCUUCCGCUUCCCCGACAACCGGCUGGGCAGGAAGACGUCCAUCAUGGACCAGUCGCUCCUCAGCAUCCCGGGUUCGCCCUUCAUGUCGCGCCACAACAGCAAGAGCAGCAUCUUCAGCUUCAAGGGCCGGAACAAGGACGUGGGCUCGGAGACGGAGUUCGCCGACGACGAGCACAGCACGGUGGAGGAGAGCGAGGACCGGCGCGGCUCGCUCUUCAUCCCCUACCGCCGCAACAGCUACAGCGGCUACAGCCAGGGCUCGUCCCGCAUCCACCCGCUGGCGUCCCACGGCAAGCGCAACAGCACCGUGGACUGCAACGGCGUGGUGUCCCUCAUCGGCCCCGGCCCCGGCCCCGGCCCCGGCCCCGGCGGACGGCUCCUGCCCGAGGUGAUAAUAGAUAAGGCAGCUUCCGACCACAGCCAAGCAACAGAUGUUGAGGUGAAGAAGAAGCAUUCAGGAUCCCUGAUGGUGUCGGUGGAGCAGCUCAACACAUCCUUUGGGCGCAAAGAGCGGGCUAACAGUGCAAUGAGCGUUAUCACCAACACUUUAGUAGAAGAACUGGAGGAGUCCCAGCGCAAGUGCCCGCCGUGCUGGUACAAGUUCGCUAACACCUUCCUUAUCUGGGAGUGCUGCCCCACCUGGAUCAAGAUCAAGGAGAUCGUCAAUUUGAUUGUGAUGGACCCCUUUGUGGACCUGGCCAUAACCAUCUGCAUUGUCCUCAACACCGUCUUCAUGGCCAUGGAGCACUACCCCAUGACCGAGCACUUUCAGAACGUGCUGUCUGUCGGCAACCUGGUAUUCACUGGGAUCUUCACGGCUGAGAUGUUUGCCAAACUCGUUGCUAUGGAUCCAUACUACUACUUCCAGGAAGGGUGGAACAUCUUUGAUGGCUUCAUUGUGAGCUUGAGUUUGGUGGAGCUGGGCUUGGCUGAUGUGGAGGGCCUCUCUGUGCUGCGAUCCUUCCGAUUGUUGCGAGUGUUCAAGCUGGCCAAGUCUUGGCCAACCCUCAACAUGCUGAUCAAGAUCAUCGGGAACUCAGUGGGUGCCCUGGGAAACCUGACCCUGGUGCUGGCCAUCAUCGUCUUCAUCUUCGCUGUGGUGGGCAUGCAGCUGUUCGGCAAGAGCUACAAGGACUGCGUGUGCAAGAUCGCCCCGGACUGCGAGCUGCCGCGCUGGCACAUGAACGACUUCUUCCACUCCUUCCUGAUCGUGUUCCGCGUGCUGUGCGGGGAGUGGAUCGAGACCAUGUGGGACUGCAUGGAGGUGGCGGGGCAGACCAUGUGUCUCACUGUCUUCAUGAUGGUCAUGGUCAUUGGAAACCUUGUGGUGCUGAACCUGUUCCUCGCCUUGCUGCUGAGCUCUUUCAGUGCAGACAACCUGGCGGCCACGGACGACGACGGCGAGAUGAAUAACCUGCAGAUCUCUGUCAUCCGCAUCAAGAAGGGCAUCGCCUGGGCGAAGGUCCACAUCCGCGUGCUCGCAGCGACCCUGCUGAAGAAGGAGAAGGAGUCCGACGAGGUCAAGCCUCUGGACGACAUGUACGACAAGAAGCUCAACUGCAUCGCCAACCACACGGGCGUGGACAUCAACCGCGAGCUGGACUACCAGAAGAACGGCAACGGCACCACCAGCGGCAUCGGUAGCAGCGUGGGGAAGUACAUGAUCGACGAGGACCGCAUGUCCUUCAUCCACAACCCCAACCUGACCGUGCGCGUGCCCAUCGCCGUGGGAGAGUCCGACUUCGAGAACCUCAACACCGAGGACUUCAGCAGCGAGUCGGACGUGGAGGGCAGCAAAGACCUGGAUGACACCAGCUCCUCAGAGGGGAGCACCAUUGACAUCAAGCCCGAUGUGGAGGACGUGGUGGUGGUGGAGGCUGUGGAGGAAUACCUGGAUCCAGAUGCCUGCUGGACAGAAGGCUGCAUUGCCCGGUACAAGUGCUGCGACGUGCCAAUCACGGAGGGCUGGGGGAAGUACUGGUGGUACCUGAGGAAGACCUGCUUCCUGAUCGUAGAGCACAACUGGUUCGAGACUCUCAUCAUCUUCAUGAUCCUGCUGAGCAGUGGGGCACUGGCCUUUGAGGAUGUGUACAUUGAGCAGAGGAAGACCAUCCGCAUAAUCCUGGAGUAUGCCGACCGAGUCUUCACCUACAUCUUCAUCCUGGAGAUGCUGCUAAAGUGGGUGGCCUACGGCUUCGUCAAGUACUUCACCAACGCCUGGUGCUGGCUCGACUUCUUCAUUGUGGAUGUGUCUAUAGUCAGCCUUAUAGCAAAUGCCCUGGGCUACUCCGAUCUAGGGCCUAUUAAAUCUCUCAGGACGCUAAGGGCAUUGAGACCUCUCAGAGCUCUUUCACGAUUUGAAGGGAUGAGGGUGGUAGUCAACGCCCUGGUCGGAGCCAUCCCCUCCAUUAUGAAUGUGUUGCUGGUGUGCCUCAUCUUCUGGCUAAUUUUCAGUAUCAUGGGGGUUAACUUGUUUGCGGGGAAGUAUUACUAUUGUCACAACGAGACGGCUGAGGAGCGCUUUGAGCCUGAGGAUGUCAACAACCGGACCGAGUGCUUCAACCUCAUCUACGCCAACUACACCGAGGUCCGGUGGAAGAACGUCAAGAUCAACUUUGACAAUGUGGGGGCCGGCUACCUGGCCCUGCUGCAAGUGGCCACUUUUAAAGGCUGGAUGGACAUCAUGUACGCUGCAGUAGACUCCAGAAAAGUGGAGGACCAACCCAUCUAUGAGGACAACAUCUACAUGUACAUCUACUUCGUCAUCUUCAUUAUCUUUGGGUCCUUCUUCACCCUCAACCUCUUCAUUGGCGUGAUCAUUGACAACUUCAACCAGCAGAAGAAGAAGUUUGGGGGUCAGGAUAUUUUCAUGACUGAAGAGCAGAAAAAAUACUACAAUGCCAUGAAAAAACUGGGCUCCAAGAAACCACAGAAACCCAUUCCUCGACCACUGAACAAAAUCCAGGGGAUGGUCUUCGACUUUGUGACUCAACAGGUCUUUGACAUCUCCAUCAUGAUCCUGAUCUGCCUCAACAUGGUCACCAUGAUGGUGGAGACGGAUGACCAGACGCAGGAAAUGGAGGACAUCCUCUACUGGAUCAACUUCAUCUUCAUCAUCGCAUUCACCAGCGAGUUCGUGCUGAAGCUCUUCGCCCUGCGACACUACUACUUCACCAUCGGAUGGAACAUCUUCGACGUGGUUGUGGUCAUCCUCUCCAUCGUGGGUAUGUUCCUGGCCGACAUUAUCGAAAAGUACUUUGUGUCACCAACGUUGUUCCGGGUGAUCCGUCUGGCCCGAAUCGGGCGCAUCCUGCGUCUGAUCAAGAGCGCCAAGGGCAUCCGGACUUUGCUGUUCGCGCUGAUGAUGUCACUACCCGCCUUGUUCAACAUCGGCCUGCUGCUCUUCCUGGUCAUGUUCAUCUUCUCCAUCUUCGGCAUGUCCAACUUCGCCUACGUGAAGCGGGAGGCGGGUAUCGACGACAUGUACAACUUUGAGACCUUCGGCAACAGCAUGAUCUGCCUGUUCAUGAUCACCACGUCGGCAGGCUGGGACGGGCUCCUGCUCCCCAUCCUCAACCGGCCGCCCGACUGCAGCCUGGAGAAAGAGAACCCGGGCACCUCGGUGAAGGGCAACUGCGGCAACCCCUCGGUGGGCAUCUUCUUCUUCGUCAUGUACAUCAUCAUCUCCUUCCUCAUCGUGGUCAACAUGUACAUCGCCAUCAUCCUGGAGAACUUCAGCGUGGCCACGGAGGAGAGCGCCGACCCGCUGAGCGAGGACGACUUCGAGACCUUCUACGAGAUCUGGGAGAAGUUCGACCCGGACGCCUCGCAGUUCAUCGCCUACGCCAAGCUGUCCGACUUCGCCGACGCCCUGGAGCACCCGCUCCGGGUGCCCAAACCCAACACCAUCGAGCUGAUCGCCAUGGACAUGCCCAUGGUGAGCGGCGACCGCAUCCACUGUCUGGACAUCCUGUUCGCCUUCACCAAGCGCGUCCUGGGCGACAGCGGCGAGCUGGACAUGCUGCGGCAGCAGAUGGAGGAGCGCUUUGUGGCCGCCAACCCGUCCAAGGUGUCCUACGAGCCCAUCACCACCACCCUGCGCCGCAAGCAGGAGGAGGUGUCGGCCAUCACCAUCCAGCGCGCGUACCGGUUCCACCUGUCCCGACGGGGCUUCGUCUGCAAGCGCAGGCCGGCCGCGGACAAGCUGGAGAACGGGGGGACCAAUCAGGAGAAAAAAGAGGGGACGCCCUCGACUGCCUCCCUGCCUUCCUACGACAGCGUGACCAAACCUGACAAAGACAGGCAGGAGGAGCACGAGGGCCGGGGCAGGAAAGAGAAAGGCCGAAACCAAAAAGACGUCAGGGAAUCUAAGUGUUAGAAUACGAUAACAAUAAUCAACUAAUAAUAAUGACUAAAAAUAACAAUAAUAAUAAUAUGUUAAAAGCAAAGAGAGGAAACCCCAUGAAAUCACAAUAAGCAGAUUAUUUCAUUUGCAAGUUUAAACAACAAAAAAAGAGAAAAAGUGAAAAUACAAAUAAAAUAAUUGUUUACAGACUCCAUUAAUGUACCAAUGCAGAAGAAACAGCGGGCGUGGUUUCUUACAGCUUUGAAAACACUUAGACUCAAUUAAACCAAACAUAAUCAGCUUACUGUGUGAUCUUGUUGCAUCAAGACUUAAGAUUUCAAUAACUAGUAAGAAAAAUGAAGAUUCAAAAGAAGAUGAUGCCACUCCCGUGUUGGCAAAAACCGUGUUUGUUGGGGGGGACAUCUGUGACUAACGAGGAGUGUUAAUGAAGCAAGUGGAGGAAGACACACAAAAUCUCCUCCUUCACCACGCAUGGAUUCCUGUUCAGAAACAGUGCCAUGGUGGACUUUUUCCCAAAGGAAACAGCACUGCUGGACUCUUAAAACAACACCUCAAUGCAGUCUGAAGGGUUAUCUCAGUCAUUUUCAUAUGUGGAGAGGUGGUGGCUGCAAGACUAACACAGUGACACUGAGAGAGGUGGAGGAAAUGAGAGAUAGAGAAAAACCCCAAAAAAUAUAAGGGUUUGUUUUUUUGUUUGUUCAUGCUGAGUAUACUUGCAUCUUACGGUCUGAGCUGCAAAAAAAGGGAACUAGGAAAAAAACAAUCAACAUUGCCCACAUUACUAAACCAUUUUAUCUUUGUUAUACCCGCAUAUAAAAGAAUUUUCUACAUGGGCUUUCACACUGAUUGGGAAGGGGAACUAAUCAGGGUUUUGACCUGGGCUGAAAUGGGGGACUUGCUCAGACAGAUUUCCAGAUAAAUAAAUAACCGUGCUCGUUCAAUGCAUAGAAAUGACUUGCAUGAAGGCAUGUUUUGAUCAGGAAUCUUGCAUGAUUAAACAUAGUCCACAAGACAGUAAUACUACAGGCCACAACAGUGGCUCGACCAGAAGUUUGAGGCUGUCCACUGGGAAGAAAAGAAUAUAUAAAAAGAUGAAAAUUUUAAUUAUUAUAUUGAUGGUGAUACACUAUAUUGGAUUUAAAAGAAAGCUAAAAAUCCAAAGUCAAUCCUGCCCUUAAUAAAUGGUACCAACCAAACAGACACAUCUCUCUUUGUAGCUGCCUUUGGUUGAAAUAAAUUGCAAACAUUCAGUAGCUGCUGUUUUAAUUAUUGCCAUUAUUUUGGCACAUUAAAUAACAAACAAUACAAGAAUGUGCUGCUCUGGGUUAUGUGAACGAGGUGAAUGGGAAUGCCUGUUUGCAGAGAACAAGGAAAAAAAAAACAAGAAACUUGUUUAUAUUACACAGCAAUAUUAUUUUCCAAGCCUACCAGCUCUGAUAUUUAUUCUUUAUUUGUUUUCUUUUUUUAUGCUGUCUUUUCAUUCUAUAGUGGUGCCUCAGGCUGUUUUAUUAUUUGAGCUUUUAUUGUGCGCAUUUUCUUUUCGUAAGGUAUCAGUUUCGACUGUGUCUUUAACGAAUGUAAGUAAAUUCAGGAUGUAUUUCAUGGGAGGCGGGAGAGGUGAACCAUGGGAUACUGGAGGAGCCAAGGAGACGCGCCUUGUUGAGUAAGGCAUGCUGUUACUGGGCUCAGCAGGGGUAAAACGCAACGCAUGCUGUAAGCACUGCUCGAGUCCGCCCCAUUACCUACAAUACACUGUAGAUGCAUUUUGUAUGAAUGUGAGGUAUGGCGUGUGAAACACAGUGAGCCAAUGUGGCGUCGCUGUGGCUGGAACAGACGUGGACGUAGUUGUGAUGACAUGGGAUACAUGGUGCAAUUCAACAGGCCUUUUGACUUGAGUGUCAGCGAUUUUCCGCCAUGCGAGUCCCAUCUAGGUGUUAAAGGAGGUUGUGACACUGGUGCACUUUUACCGGCACGGCACUUCCUGGGAGUCCAUUUUUAAUAAAAAAUAAUAAUAAAUAAAAAAACAGGGCUAGGAGCAUCUCAGUGAUACAUAUUUUGCUUACCAAACCAGCCUUUAUCAGUAGUGGAGUCAUGCGGUAGUUUUUUUAAUUGUUAUUAUAAUUAUUAUUGUUAAUAGGAUUACACAAAUUUGAUUGUCUGCAGAAAAACAAACGGUUAGUAUACUAAACCACUGUCCUCAUGUACCCCCCGAUGAUAAGUCUCUUCUUGAGCUCGGAUGGAACACUGUGAAGGCGAUGCAAAAGGUUUCAACAGCACACAAUUUUACAUGUGAGGUGGGUGUGGUGUUAUAGUUUUGAUGGAAGCUCUCAAGUCUGCAAACAGCAAAAAUUAAUAAAGUGCUCUAUACCCCCUGGUCAGCCAUACUCCUCAACAGAGGAGGAACAGCAAACAAAUGCCAAAUAAGCCGAGCACUGGACGCAUCUUAUCGUGAGCCGAGACACAACACCAGAGCUUUUUGCACUUCCUGUUGUGCAGUGAUGUCACUUCCUGUCUAUGAAUCCCCCUUUCCUUUUAAAGAGUUCUUUGGUCCAGUUGCUGCAUGAGGUCUCCAAAUCAGUGUGGGUGUCAACUUGAACCAAAUAAACUGAAUGAAAAUCAUAAUGACAAUUAUGCCAUCCAUUUUUGUGCCCAUCUAGGAUAUAAAUAGUGUAUAAACAAAAAUACAUGCGUACAUAAAAAUAAAUGGUAAAAAAAAGAUAUGUACAGUAGAGGCUAUAUUGUAAAUGGCACAAAAUGCUGAAAAGUUAAGGAUGAACUUUUUAAGAGACUAUAAAUAAUGUAACAUAUUAUUUUAUUUUAUCGGCAUGCAUAGUUUUUGUAAAUACAAAAAUUACUGAAAAAUACUACAGCUAUUAAUCUAAUUACAAAUAGUAAAUAUAACAAAAAUAGAAUGGCUUCCCGCAGACACCCUUUGUCACACUUGUUAGAUUGUGACGCGAUUUGUUAGAUUAAGUAUUUUUUGGGGAUACUUUUCACUAUAGAGGGGGGAAAUCAAAUAAAGAACUAUAUAUCAAAAAAGCAAAAAACUAUAUAUGACUAUACAUGUAUAUGAACACUGUCCAUCACUUCCCCCCCCUCCUUGACUUUAAAGGAGGAAGCCGUUCUAAUAGUACUUGCUCACUUAAGUUUAUUUUUUUCGGGUUUUUUUUGUGCAUUCAGCAAAUGACCAAAACUAAAGCCUUUUUUCUUUUGGGUCUGCUGCCUUGCAAUGGACACUGAACAAGCAGCUUGUAGAGGAUUGUGUAGCCUGUGUCACUGAGACAGUUGCGCAACCGACAGUAUUGUUUGUACAUACUGUAUAUUGUCCACAUGCCCCCAGGCAUCUUGGGUGGCUGAUCUGAUUGGGUGGCUUGAAACCACCCACUGCUGCCAGACUCAUGGGAGUAUAUUCCCCAAACACUCCUCGAUGUCCGACAUUUUCAUUCCACUCCCAAUACAAACCCCCAAGACUUCCCCCACCCAUUAUACGAGUAAUCAAGAAUCCUUACUUCUGAUAACUUCUCCCAUGGGUUUGUCAGAAAAUCAUUUAACAAAAUUUGGCAGCAGUAAAAACCAUAGUUGCGACAACAUUGUCCUCUUCCCCAGUAUCAAACCUCUACCCCAAAACAUGCAAGUGCCAUUGAAGUUUGAUAUUGAGUUGUUUUUGUUUGUCGUUGCUGUUCUUUAAGUUCUUAAUUUCACAUUAACAAAUUAUUUGUUUGUUGUUCUUUUUUCACGGCACGUGCCUUUUCCUGCUUUUUUAUUGGUGAGAACUCAUAGAAUGAUGCCAUAGCAAAAUGUUAAACAGUGGAAGCUAGUCAAAAUGGAGCACAAUGUGAAAUCUGUAUCUGACCUUAUUUGAGUCCUAAAACCUUCCUGACAAAUGAAAAAUCUAAAAAGACAUCAUUAACUGUUUUAUUUUUUUACAUUUAUUUUUAAAAGCUGCAUUAUUUACCAAACAUGAACUCAAGCAUUGUUUUCUCACGCUCUUUCUACAGGCCAUAUUGGCUGGCGGAAAAGCAGCUUGCCUUUUCCGCGUUCUGUUCUACGCGUCUGUCCAUUUCACUCCUGAUGCUCUUCUUUUGUAUCGAUAAUCAUUUAUGUAACCAUUUUAUUUUUUGGCAUGACUGAGAUGCUAUUUUAUUUUCUUGUUGAAAUACUUGAGAACUGCUUUUUGAUUGUUGAUCAUUUGCCACUAAUAAAGUAGGAGAGAAGAUAGUGUGUUGCACAACCACUUGGGACUCUUAGUAAGAAUUUAUGAAAGAUUGUCUUCAUUUGAGCACGAACCUUUUUCUUAACAAUAAAGCAGCCUUCCAGUUC
Messenger RNA from Conger conger (European conger), 10427 nucleotides. RefSeq names its product sodium channel protein type 8 subunit alpha-like. Gene Ontology annotation, biological process: membrane depolarization during action potential; neuronal action potential; sodium ion transmembrane transport. The transcript has 27 exons. Bases 162 to 6119 code for a protein of 1985 amino acids. Lineage: Eukaryota; Metazoa; Chordata; Actinopteri; Anguilliformes; Congridae. Gene Ontology annotation, molecular function: protein binding; voltage-gated sodium channel activity. The record is from RefSeq and is a predicted model, not a curated record. Gene Ontology annotation, cellular component: voltage-gated sodium channel complex; plasma membrane; axon.